Molecule: messenger RNA, 2299 nt
Organism: Colossoma macropomum (tambaqui)
Lineage: Eukaryota; Metazoa; Chordata; Actinopteri; Characiformes; Serrasalmidae
Gene: hapln4
Product: hyaluronan and proteoglycan link protein 4
Exons: 5
Coding region: 333-1484 (383 amino acids)
Biological process (GO): cell adhesion
Molecular function (GO): hyaluronic acid binding
Source: RefSeq, a predicted model, not a curated record
GUCCAGCUAAUAUUCAUCCUUGCGUUAUAUCCACUGAAGGAUGGAGCUAUAAACACUAAAAAUAGCUGAAAAUAUCCAGGUGCCAUGUUGGAGUUCUCUGGCUGAAAUAAAGUAAAGAAACGUCCAUCUGUCUUACUCUGAAAAAGCACACUUCUGCCAAAACCUAAAAAGCGUGUCUUAGGGGACUGGAGCUGCUGGAGCUGCAGUAGAUAGAGAGGAGAGGAGAGGAGAGGAGGACUGAACUGCACCACAGCGACUCUCUGUCUGACAAUUUCACUGCACUUCAGGAACCCACACUUCAGCAGUCAGUAAAAGCCUCUUCUGCCGGGACGAUGCUUCAUGUGAAGCUGUGGUGGCUGGCAUCGCUCAGCGCCGUGCUGUUAUUCUCACCCGCCACGACCCCUUACCCUGCUGACUCGGACAAAGGGAGGAGGAAAGUGGUGCAUGUCCUGGAGGAUGAUACUGGAGCAGUGAUUGUACAGACCGCUCCGGGUAAAGUGAUCACACAUCGUGGCGGUACCAUCACACUGCCCUGCCGCUUUCACCACGAGCCUGAGAACGUUGAUCCAGCCCGCAUUCGCAUCAAAUGGACCAAGGUGACGGAUGCCUUUCAGUUCGAGGAUGUGUUUGUGGCUCUUGGCCGGCAGCAGCGGGCAUUCGGGCCGUACCGUGGGCGUGUGGCUCUGGAGCAGGCCGGGCCAGGGGACGCCUCAGUCAUCAUUCACAAUGUCACCCUGCAGGACUACGGCCGCUACGAGUGUGAGGUCACCAACGACAUGGAGGAUGACACAGGAUUCGUCAGUCUGGACCUUGAAGGUGUUGUCUUCCCGUACUACCCUCGGCUUGGACGCUACAAGCUGAACUACCAUGAGGCGGAAGAAGCGUGUAAGCAGCAGGAUGCCAUCUUAGCCUCCCACUCCCAGCUUCACAAGGCCUGGCUGGAGGGGCUGGACUGGUGUAACGCUGGCUGGCUGGAGGACGGCUCGGUGCAGUAUCCCAUUGCACACCCACGAGAUCAGUGCGGCCGCAAGGACACUCCUGCUGGAGUCCGCAACUACGGCUACCGGCACAAAGAGGACGAGCGCUACGAUGCCUUCUGCUUCACCUCAAAGCUCAAUGGCCAGGUUUACUUCCUCAAACGCUUCAAGAAGGUCAAUUACCCCGAGGCUGUGAAGGCUUGCCAGCGUGACGGUUCAGCAGUGGCUAAAGUGGGCCAGCUCUACGCUGCCUGGAAGUUCCAGCUUCUGGACCGCUGUGAGGCAGGCUGGGUGGAGGACGGCAGCGUCCGCUACCCCAUCGUCAACCCUCGUGCCCGAUGCGGAGGCUCCGAGCCUGGCGUCCGAAACCUCGGCUUCCCUGACAAAAAGUUCCGUCUUUAUGGGGUCUACUGCUUCCGCAAGAAUUCCGGCAGUCCUGAAGCCCAGACCACACAGGCUCCGAUUAGAACCACCACCAAAUUCACCAACAGCACCAGGAGUAUUUGAAACCCGCGCUGCUUUGCUAGUAUCAUGGCUUCCGCAGCUUAGCCAACAUGACUGACAAAUAAAGCAGAUCAGCUAACCGUAGCCAGGCUAGCGCCAUGUGAUUGCGCCUAUGCUGUAUUACCCUUGCCUGAAAUGAAAUAUCAGUUGUGUCUGAAGAAAGCAGUUUAGCUCGUACUUUCUUUAUGAAGCCUGGCCUAGCCUGAGCUGACUGCAACAAAGCUCAUUAGCUUCUUUCUUUAGCGUCGUGUUUUGUAUGUAGGCUAGCUUGGAGGUUUGAUGAGGACUGGGCUUUGGAUUUAGCUGUUUUGUUUAUUCACUGUGUCAAGAAGAAAAAUGUUUCAGAGAAAGCCCAGGCAUCACACUAAUUAGCGCGCGAGCCAGUCGGAGAGCUAAUUUAGCGCACCUCGUAAUGAAUGCGGCACAUUAGGGAAAGGCCUCGCUAGCCUGGUGACGAUGGAGACGAGAGGGGAGGGAAAGCUGGAGCUCCAGUCAGGUGUAAGCAUGAGCUCGGCUUGGCACAGCAUGGCUUGGGUCUUUUAUUCAGUUCUCAUCUCAGUAGCAGUGCCAGUUACUCUGCACACAAUGAUUGAUUGUAGACUCAAGCACCUUUUACAAGCAUAUUUUAGAUGAUCCUGAAAGCAAUAACUCGCUAAGCAUGUGUCUGGUAGCUGAUUAUUCCAGCGAGUCGAUGACUUCGUUUCAUGCUGCUGCUUCACUACCUCAUUAGUGGUCAACAAUUGCACUAUUCAUUCAAAUGUGAUGCGGCACAGUUUUAUCUUCAGUACUGCAUUUUAGAUUAAAGUUAUUUACCUGUU